AUGGAGAAUCCAGCAACAGAUACACCUCCUCCACCUCUGAAACGAAACUCAAAUGAUGUAGGUUGGGAGUAUGGUCAGCCACGAGUUCCAGACAAAGUGAGAUGUAGAUUAUGUGGCAAAGAGUUUUCUGGUGGCGUCUACAGAAUGAAAGAGCACAUUGGUCACUUGAAGGGUAAUGUUUCAGCAUGUCCCAUGUCAUCAAAGGAAGAUCAAGAGAAGUGUAAGAAUGCAAUAAUGGAAGCAAAGGAGAAGAACAUCCAUGAUGCUAUAUCAACCCUGAAGCUUCUUUGGCUUCUCAGACACUCAAAUAUUUCAUUCAAUGCGAUUGACAAUGAGUCUUUUAGGCUGUUCUGUGAGGCUUUAGGACAGUUUGGGCCAGGGUGGAUACCUCCUACUCAGUAUCAGUUGAGAGAACCAUUGCUGAAUGAAGAGAAACAGAGAACAAAAGAGAAGUUGAAGGCAUUCGAAGAAGAAUGGGACAGAGAAGGUUGCUCGGUGAUGACAGAUUCAUGGACUGAUAUGAAGAGAAGGAGCAUCAUGAAUUUGUGUGUUAACUCAAGAGGAGGCACUUGUUUUCUGUCAUCAAAGGAUGCUUCCAAAGAUUCUCACACAGGCGAGUAUAUCUUCAACUACAUUGAUAAGUGUAUAGAAGAUUUAGGGGCUGAGAAGGUUGUGCAAGUGGUCACAGAUAAUGCAACCAAUAAUGUAGCUGCUGCGAAGUUGCUUAAAGAGAAGAGGCCAAGAGUCUUUUGGACUGGAUGUGCUUCUCACACUAUGGAUUUGAUGCUUGAAGGGAUUUCUAAGUUGCCCGGGUUUGCUAAAGUGAUUGAACAAGCAAAGGCUGUCACCAUAUUUGUUUAUGCUCAUCAUACAACAUUGUCAAUGAUGAGAACAUAUACAAAGAUGGAUAUUGUGAGGCCAGGAGCAACAAGAUUUGCAGCAUGUUUCCUCACGCUACAAAGUCUUUACGAGAAGAAGGGGCAACUGAAGAGCAUGUUCAACAGUGAUCAGUGGCAUGAUUGUAAGCAUUCCAAGUCUGUGAAGGGUAAGACUGCAUCUGAUACUGUGAUGAGUUAUGCAUUUUGGAGUAGUGUCAUGGUUAUUUUGAAAGUAUUCACCCCUAUGGUGAAGGUUCUUCGGUUGGCUGAUGGAGAGAGGAUACCAUCUCUUGGGUUUGUUUAUGGUGAGCUUUUGGAAGCUAAGAAGUCUAUUAAAGAAGCUACUGACCAUUUGGAGAAGAACUAUCAACCUAUAUUCAGGAUCAUUGAUGAAAAAAUGAAAGGAAGGUUGGAUUCUCCUUGGAAUUGGUGGGCAACAUACGGAUGUGCUGUGCCAACCUUGCAGAAACUGGCUACUAGAAUCCUUGCUUUGACCUCUAGUUCUUCUGGCUGUGAAAGAAAUUGGAGCAGUUUCGAAGGGAUCCACACUAAGAAGAGAAACAGAUUAGAUGUAAACCGCCUCAACAGUCUUGUCUAUGUCCAGUUUAAUGCAAGGCUUUUUGAUAAGCAGAAAAAGAUUAGAGAAGGCAAUGUUGAUGUGAUCCUAGAUGAUGGUAAUGAAGAUACUGUCGGAGAUUGGCUUGUGGGCCGUGUCGAAGAGUUGGAUAAUGAUGUCAGUUUUGUGCUUACUACCCAAGCUCCAAGGAUAAGAGAACUCUAUGAUGAUGACUUUGAAUCUGAAGAAGAAGACAUGAUGGAGAUGGAGUUCGAACCGGAUGUAUACCAAGAGGAUCCGUCUGGAACUACCUACUUUGGCAACCACACAGACAAGUGGGAGGAUGAUGGUUCAGUAUCAGACACAUCAGGCAUGGUCAAUUUAUUAGACACAAGGAGUUUCAUAUCUGACGAUGACGAUGAUGAUGAUGAUGAUGAUGAUGAUGAUGAUGAUAUCAAUGAAGAGCUGCCUAUGCGUUCAGAAGAUCCAUUAGAUGAAUACUGUAGAGAAGUCCAGUGCAUUGAGAUUGAGGAAACCGCCACAGUCUUUAGUAAUAACAACCACACAGCCGAGAAAGAAGAAACAAAAAACAUUGUAGGCCAUAAUGAAGAUCAUGCUAAUGACGAAAGAAGUGUAGUCCAAAACGUGAACCACAGAGAGACCAUGCCAGAUUGUGUCAAGAGAGUCACAAGAUUGUGUUACCUGAGUUAG
Messenger RNA from Brassica oleracea var. oleracea, 2145 nucleotides. RefSeq lists its product as uncharacterized. The transcript is spliced from 5 exons. The record is from RefSeq and is a predicted model, not a curated record. Lineage: Eukaryota; Viridiplantae; Streptophyta; Magnoliopsida; Brassicales; Brassicaceae. Gene Ontology annotation, molecular function: protein dimerization activity. Bases 1 to 2145 code for a protein of 714 amino acids.